UUAUUAGAAGCUUAUUCGAAGGGACAAAGUGGAUAAGCUUCUAAAAGACUCCCAUGGUGGUCCCUGCCUAGCCACACACACACACCCCAUACCAAAUCUGCCCAUAUCAGCAAAAAUCCCUCAUUAACUUUGAUCAAACUAAUGGCUGGUGCAGUCCAAUUCUCAUAAUUACUCGCACCAGUACUGACUGAUGCCAAGGAAUCUCGAGUCCUUGCUUGAGCAAAUUCAUAUUCAUCAAGAAAAGUUCUUAGCCGACAUAACAAGUGGAUCUCUAGUCCAUCAAGUACCCAAGAUCAAGAGGGAAUCACUCACUAAAUACUGAAAUCAUAAGUUUGAAAAGCCAUGGCGGAGUUCAUUCUCUCUCCAAUUGCUGACAAAAUCAUUGGUGGUUUGGGAUCUGAAGCUGUGAAACAGAUAUCUCUUGUUUGGGGUGUGAAUGAUGAGCUUGAACAACUCACUGAAACCAUUUCAACAAUCCAAGCUGUGCUUUUGGAUGCUGAGAAGAAGCAGAGUCACAACAACCAAGUCAAGAAUUGGCUCCAAAGGCUGAACACUGUAGUUCUCAAAGCAGAUGACUUGAUGGACGAGGUCAACACUCAAGCUUUGCGACACCAACUCAUAAUGUCUCAAAACCCAUUGGCAAACCAGGUGUGCACUUUCUUUUCUGGCUCCAACCAACUUGCUUUUCGGUUCAAGAUGAGUAGUAGAAUAGAAGGCAUCAAGAAAAAACUAGUGGCCAUUUCCAAUGAUAAAAACUUCCUUUUGGAGAAAGGACUUGGAGAGACUCUGAGUUCUAUGAGAGUGAGAGAAACUUACUCUCAUGUACGUCAUGAAGAUGUUAUCGGGAGGGAUGAAGAUAGAGCGGUUAUUAUAAAUAAGCUUUUGUUCGAGAGUUGUGAAGAGAGUGUCCCGAUGAUAGCCAUUGUAGGUAUUGGUGGGUUAGGAAAAACCACUCUUGCUAAAAGUGUUUUUAAUGAUGAGCAAGUCCAAAAGCAUUUUGAGUUAAAGAUUUGGGUGUGUGUAUGUGAUAAUUUUGACUUGAAAUCAAUUAUUAGAAGUAUCAUUGAGUCUGCCAAAGGUGGUAGCAGUUUUGGAGACCUUGGAAUGGAGCUGUUGCUAAAGAAGUUUCGAGAAGUACUUGGUGGGAAGCAAUAUUUUCUUGUACUAGAUGAUAUAUGGGAGGAAAAUCGUAAUAAGUUGUUGGAGUUAAAAAAUUUAAUAAAAAGUGAUGGACAUGUUGGGAGUCGAGUUUUAGUAACUACUCGUAGUGAAAACAUUGCUAAAUUUUUAACUACCAAACAACAACCCUAUCGACUAGGGGUUCUUGAUGAAGUUCAGUCUUGGUCUUUGUUUAAAAGGGUGGCUUUUGAAGAUGGAUCACAAGAACUGGAUAGCUCUAGCAUUGUGCAGAUUGGAAAGGAGAUUGUGAAUAGGUGUAAAGGAAUUCCUUUGGCCAUAAAAACAAUAGGAAAUUUGUUAUAUGGUAAACGUUUAGAAUUGCAGUGGUCUUCCUUCAACAUGGAAUUUUCAAAAAUAACUGAGCAAAAUGAAGAUGAUAUUUUACCCACCCUUAGAUUGAGCUAUGACCAUCUUGCCUCUCAUUUGAAACUUUGCUUUGCCUAUUGUAGUUUAUUUCCUAAAGACUAUCAAAUUGAGGUGAAAACUUUAGUUAACCUUUGGAUGGCACAAGGAUUUCUUAAGUUGUCGCUUCCAAGUCGAAAUAAAUGUUUAGAGGAUGCAGGUUAUGAAUGGUUUUUGAAUUUAUUGGAAGGAUCAUUCUUUCAAGAUGUUGUGGUAGAUGAAUGUGGCAUUAUUACAACAUGCAAAAUGCAUGAUUUGAUGCAUGAUCUUGCAGUUCAAGUAGCAGGAGAGGAAUGUAUCACUUUUGUUAUUUCAAAUGGUCAAGGAAAUAUCAAGGAAGCUACUCAUCAUGUGUCCUUUGCAAGUGAUACUUACUCAGGAAGGGAAAUUUCAGCUUCGUUGGCGUAUGCCAAAAAUGUUCGAACUCUUUUGAAAUUUUUCUUUUCAAAGGACCAGGCAUUUUGUGAUGCAAUAAUAUCAAAUUGUAAAUUUCUACGUUGUUUGGAUUUGAAACGUUCAAGUAUGAAGUUAGUGUCAAAUUCUAUUGGCAAGUUGAUACACUUGAGAUAUUUAGACCUCUCACGUAAUUCUUAUCUCAAGUCACUUCCCAAUUCAAUUACGAAUUUGGUGAAUUUGCAAACAUUUAAGCUCAAUUAUUGCUCAAAUCUCCGAAAACUACCAGGAGAUAUUGAGAAACUCAUAAACCUUAGGCAUCUUGAAGUUUCUUAUUGUCAUGAUUUGAAUUCUUUGCCAAGUGGACUUGGUAAGUUGAAACAAUUGAGAUACUUGGAUCUUUCUAGUAAUAGUGGUUUAUUGUCCCUACCAGAUUCAACUAAUGAUUUGUUGAAUUUGCAGACACUGAUAUUGAAUCGUUGCUCAAAACUUCAAGAGUUGCCUAGAUAUAUUGAGAAACUCAUCAACCUCAAACAUCUUGAAAUUUAUGAUUGUGAUAGAUUGGAGUAUAUGCCAUGUGGGCUAGGCCAGCUAACUAAUCUUCAGAGAUUAUCAAAGUAUGUGUUGAUGAAAAGCGAAAAUUCUAUCCCAAGACAUGGUGGUGAACUAAAGGAAUUGAUGAGAUUGAACAACUUGAGAGGCAGAUUGGAAGUUAUAAAUUUGAGUUGUAAGAAAGACGUAGCAACAAAGUAUGAGAGAGCGAAAUUGAAGGAUAAACAAUAUCUUCGAUCAUUGAUAUUGGUGUGGGAUUCUAAUGUUGAAAUUGAUGAAACUGAGGCUAUUGUGGGUUAUGAAAUGUCAAUAGAAGGUCUUCAGCCGCACCAAAAUAUUCUAGAACUAAUGCUAGUAAACUAUGGGGGUGUUAAGCUCUCCAACUGGCUCUCGUCGCAUACAAACCUAGAGAAGCUAACUUUGAAAGAUUGUGAAAAUUGUCGGUAUCUCGUUCCAUUGGAGCAAUUACAAUGUUUGAAGCAUUUGAAACUUGAGAACUUGUUAUCUUUAGAGUACAUAUCCAACAUUAAUAUGAGUGAAGGCUUGCUUGGUUCAACAACAACAUUAUUGCAAUCUUUGCAGACACUUGAGUUGAUACGUUUGCCUAAUCUAAAGGGAUGGUGGAGAGAGAUUGUAAAUAGUGGUAAAGAAGUUGAUCAUUCUUCUUUUGCUUCAAAUGCAAAUGAAGUCAAACACACCUCCUUUCCUUAUCUCCCUUCACUUUCUUCAUUGUAUAUAGAAUGUUGUCCUAAGCUGUCUUGUAUGCCACUUUACCCACAUUUGGAAGGAGAAUUGCAUCUGGGCAACACUAGCUCAAAGCCAUUAGAAGAUACAUUAAGAAUGCUAAUGUUGAGAAGUAAUGUUGGAUCUUUAUUCCCAACAAGGUCUUCUCUCUCACCUCUCUCCAUGUUGGAAAGGCUAGAUCUGAUAAACAUUGAUGAUCUAGAAUGUCUUCCAGACUGCUUCAAGAGCCUUACUUCUCUCAAUCACUUGGAUAUUAUUCGUUGCUUUAAAUUGAAGGAUUUGUGUCCAGGCAUUCUACAUCUCUCAUCACUUCGACAUCUACAGAUUACAAAUUGCGAGGUGUUAGGAGACAUGCUUAAUAGCGAUGAUUACGACUUUAUGUGGCAAGCCUUUAAUGAAAGACUCCAAUCAUUAGAACUAUGGGAGUUGCCAAGUAUAGUAGUUGUUCUUCCUAAGGGUAUCCAACAUCUUACAAGCCUGCAACAACUUCAUAUCAAAUAUUGUGAUAGUUUGACAACAAUUCCAGAGUGGAUUCACAACCUCAAAUCACUUAAGAGAUUUACGUUAGACUCCUGUCCUCAUUUGACAUCAUUCCCUGAAGGAAUUCGAAGUCUCACCUCUUUGAACAAGUUAUAUAUUCAUGACUGUCCCAUUUUAUUGAAAAGAUGCAAAAGGAUUACAGGUGAAGAUUGGGAUAAGAUUUCUCAUAUACAACAUGUGUUGUUACAUCCAGAUCCUAACCAUGAAGAAAAUGAGAAUCCAUUAGAACCCCAAACAAAUGGAUGCAAUCUCUUCAACAAGUCUUGGCUCUGCAAUACUAUUAAAAGAAAUCAUGGAUAGAUAUGUGGAGGGUACUUUGGAGAGGAUGAUCCAAAGAAAAACAUGAAAAGCUAUAACUCUAUUGUUUUUUAGCUCAGAAGUCUCACUCUAGUAUCAUGUACUGAUUCAAAUAUGAUUCUUAUUUAAAGAAGGAAGAGUGAUCGAGAAGAAGAAGAAGAAGAAGAAGAGCAAGCAAGAAUGAAGGUAUCGACUAAGAGUGAUUAGGAGGAUGUGGCAUUGAAAGAGAUGACUGUUCCAACAGCUAGAGAAGCACACGAGCAAGCGAGAGAGCAAGAGUGGUUUUAGCCUCUGCAUCUGUAAUAAAUAACUAUGUUACAUUCAUGCAGUGAGUGAGUAGAGAAUGUGAAGAGUACUUGCUUGGAAAUCAUUGAGAUGGAAACUUACUUGUCAAUCCUACUUCGCUUCAUUGUAUGGAUAAUGUGAAUUUCAAAUUUACUUCUACACUUGAAUUUCAUGCUGUCACAUCUAUGUAUUAUUUGAUUUAAGUGUAGAUGUUAUAAUUAAUUCAUUUCAUACUAAAUCUGGUGCGAUUCACUGGCUUUCCUGAGAAUUAAUUAUGAUGAAGCAAGAAAUGUUGUUCUCUUAUCCUGUUCUUCAAACCAGUUUGCUCUUAUGGUGUAGGCUGUAGCUGUGGUUAAAAUCAUUGGCUGAGCUCUGAAAAGCUCGUAUGGCAGUAUGGCAGAAAGGGUCGGAAGGACAAGUUUGUUUGAGAAUUAUUCCCUUUGUAAUAUUUACUGAGAGAGGAAAGAGAGGAAAUUUGCUUCUUGGUGGGCUCAAAGUGCCAGAGUUCUUUUCCAGGAAAACGUUUGUGUGUUCUGUAAUCACAGUGAAGAGUCAGUGAUGCAUAUGUUUAAAGAGUGCCCAUUUAUGAAUGCUUUUAUGGUUCGGCUCAAGAUGGGAAGUUAGGCUGGUUGGAGGCUCUUUCCUUUGUCCACCCCAAGGAUUUAGUGGCUUGGUUUUGCAGUCCGGAACAGGUGCAUGAACCAGUUUUGCGAGCUAGAAAUCAACUCAUCUUUGAGACCCAAACUUUUAAGGUGCUCUUCUACAAUACCCAUUUGGUGAGACUCAAACUUUUUCUUUGUGUAUUCAUCUUUAGAGAUGAUGAUGAUUGUCUUGUUGAUCAAACAUUGUUUAAUCUUGAUAUUGUUGUGAGCCUCUAGUUAUACUAGAUAAGAAUUUUGUAAUCCCAUUAUUGAACAUUGGUGAUAGUGGAUGAUUUGAUCAGACUACGGUCCUCGUAGUUUUUUCCCGCAUUGGGUUUCCACGUAAAAAUCUUGAUGUCUUACUUUUAUGCUUGAUUUGUAUAUUUUCUAUUGUUUGUGGUAUUUUGGUUGAUAUUUGAUAUUGCUCAUUGUGGUGUUUAUAAGUAUCCAAUUUUUAACCUACAAAGAGAGAAAAUAUUGUGAUUAAUUGCAAUAGGUUUUCCCAACAAAAACAAACAGGGGGCCUCCGUUUAGAGAAAAGUGUUUGAAGAUGUGGCAGAGAUCACUAGAAUUCGGGAUAAACUAGGUGGCCACGGAUGCUCUUGAUGGCUCCUCCACUCUUCAAAUGGAAGUGCUGGCAAUUCGCAAAGCUUGUUCCGCAGCUACCAGGGAGUCUCUGGUUUCCCUCAUUGGAAUAUAGCUUCUAUCCUUUUUUUUUUCUGUUCUAGUGCUAGUAUAGUGAAAUCCUUUUGGGGUUGUAAUUUCAAGUUUGUAGCUAUAUCCUUUAAUGGUUCAGCAUUCACUGUUGGGGAGCUACCCUUUUGUGGUAGUUUAGCUCUUCUCUUUCAAUGAAAUCAAACUUAACAAAAGACAAAACCCAGAGAAAUGGUAGUUGCUUUUUAGAGAAUGAACUUCAAGAUCUCAAGGAAACCAUUUCAACAAUCCAAGCUGUGCUUUUAGAUGCUGAGAAGAACUGGCUCCAAAGGCUCAGCACUGUAGUUCCCAAAGCCGACGACUUGAUGGACGAGGUCAACACUCAAGCUUUGAGGCGCCAACUCAUCAUGUCUCACAACCCAAUGGCCAACCAGGGUUCCUCAAGUUAACAAAUACAAGUCAAGAUCAAUGUUUGGAAGACGUGUGUUAUGAAUGGUUUAUAACUUUGUUGGAAGGAUCAUUCUUUGAAGAUGUUGAAGUACAUAAAUGUGGAAUUAUAAAGAAAUGCAAAAUGCAUGAUUUGAUGCAUGAUCUUGCUGUUCAAGUAGAUGGAGAAGAAUGUAUUACUUUUGCAAUUUCAAAUGGUCAAGGAAAUAUCAAGGAAGGAAACUACUCUUCAUGUGUCUUUCGUAGACUAUGUUUACUCAGGAAGUGAACUUUCAGCUUCGUUGGCUCAUGCAAAAAGUAUUCGAAAAUUUCUUAGAAUCUCAAAGUCUAAGGAGGAGUCAUUUUCGAUGCCAUAACAUCAAACUGUAAGGUUAUACAUUGUUUGGAUUUGAACUUUUCAAGUAGGAAGAUAGUAUAGAAUUCGAUUGGCAAGUUGAAACACUUGAGAUAUUUAGACCUCUCAUGGAAUUCUGAUCUCAAGUCACUUCCCAAUUCAAUUACUAAUUUGGUGAAACUCAAUGAUUGCUCAAAUCUCAAAGAAUUACCUAGAGAUUUCGAGAAACUCAUCAACCUUAGGCAUCUUGAACUUUCUUGUUGUUAUAAGUUGACACAAUUGAGAUACUUGGAUCUUUUUCGGAAUAAAAGUCUAUUAUGACUACCAGAUUCAACUAAUGAUUUGUUAAAUUUGCAAACACUGAUACUCAAUAAAUGCUCAAUGCUCAAAGAACCUCCUAGAGAUAUUGAGAAACUCAUCAACCUUUGGCAUCUAAAUAUUUUUGGUCGUGAUAAAUCGGAGUAUAUGCCACAUGAGAUUAUCAAAGUAUGUGUUGAUGAAGAGCGAAAAGUCUAUCCCAAGACAUGGUGGUGAGCUAAAGGAAUUGAUGAGAUUGAAUAACUUGAGAGGUGGAUUGGAAGUUACAAAUUUGAGUUGUGAGAAAGAUGUGGCAGCGGAGUAUGAGGAAGCAAAAUUAAAGGAUAAACAAUAUCUUCGAUCCUUGACGUUGAAGUAGGAUUCUAAUAUUGAAAUCGAUGAAGAUGAGGCGAUUGUUGGUUAUGAAAUGUCAAUAGAAGGUCUUCAGCCACACCAAGAUAUUCAAGAACUAUGUCUAAGUAAUUGUGAGUUUAGAUGUUAUUAAAUUCCAUUUGAUAAUAAAUCCUAUAUGCUGUAUGAGAGAGAUAUACUUUUGCCACUGAGAAAUGAAUAUUGAAUACUAUGGUGAAGCAAGAAAUGUUGAUCUAUCGUCUCGUUACUCUGGUAAACAUAAAUGUAUAGUUUUAAAUUAUUCCUUUCAUGAUAUGUGAUAAUUAGUUAUGGCUAUA
Molecule: messenger RNA, 7454 nt
Organism: Cannabis sativa
Lineage: Eukaryota; Viridiplantae; Streptophyta; Magnoliopsida; Rosales; Cannabaceae
Product: putative disease resistance protein RGA4
Exons: 10
Coding region: 343-4110 (1255 amino acids)
Biological process (GO): defense response to fungus
Molecular function (GO): ADP binding
Source: RefSeq, a predicted model, not a curated record